Messenger RNA from Lethenteron reissneri (Far Eastern brook lamprey), 3376 nucleotides. Its product is annotated as glycerol-3-phosphate dehydrogenase [NAD(+)], cytoplasmic-like. Gene Ontology annotation, cellular component: cytosol. Gene Ontology annotation, molecular function: glycerol-3-phosphate dehydrogenase [NAD(P)+] activity; NAD binding; protein homodimerization activity. The record is from RefSeq and is a predicted model, not a curated record. Gene Ontology annotation, biological process: carbohydrate metabolic process; glycerol-3-phosphate catabolic process. Lineage: Eukaryota; Metazoa; Chordata; Hyperoartia; Petromyzontiformes; Petromyzontidae.
AGACCCUGAGACCAUUACGAGGCGCGCACACGUGGAAGCUCGUGUUGUGCGCGGUGCCUUUUGCAGAACGAGUGUUGGUGGGGUCGUCAGUGACAGCAGAAGGCAGCAACAGCAGCAGCAGCACUUCCCCCAUUCUCUGUUACCCGUCGCUCCACCUCGCUUUAGACAUGACAACUCCCAAGAAGGUGUGCAUCGUGGGCUCGGGCAACUGGGGCUCGGCGAUUGCAAAGAUCGUGGGCGCCAAUGCAGCAGCGCUGCCCCAGUUCGACUCAAAGGUGCGCAUGUGGGUGUUCGAGGAGGAGGUGGGCGGACGCAAGCUGACUGAAAUCAUCAACACUGAGCACGAGAACGUCAAGUACCUGCCGGGACACAAGCUACCCGCCAACGUGGUCGCGGUGGCGGACGUGGUGGAGGCGGCUAACGGCGCAGACAUCUUGGUGUUCGUGGUGCCGCACCAGUUCAUCAAGCGCCUGUGCGACCAGAUCGCGGGCCACAUCGCGCCCGGCGCCAUCGGCAUCUCCCUCAUCAAGGGAGUCGACGAGGGUCCGGAGGGACUGAAGCUGAUCUCCAACAUCAUCCGGGAGAAGCUUGGCAUCGAUAUGAGCGUGCUGAUGGGGGCCAACAUCGCCAACGAGGUGGCCGACGAGAAGUUCUGCGAGACCACCAUCGGAAGCAAGAACCGCGCCAAUGGACUCCUGCUCAAGCAGCUGAUGCAGACGCUCAACUUCCGCAUCACGGUUGUGGAGGAGGCCGACACGGUGGAGCUCUGCGGAGCUCUCAAGAACAUCGUGGCGGUGGGCGCUGGCUUCUGCGACGGCCUGGGCUUUGGGGACAACACAAAGGCGGCCGUCAUCCGACUGGGCCUCAUGGAGAUGAUCGCCUUCGCCAAGCUCUUCUGCAGCGGCACCGUCACGUCAGCCACCUUCCUGGAAAGCUGCGGCGUUGCCGACCUCAUCACCACCUGCUACGGUGGUCGCAACCGCCGUGUGGCCGAGGCCUUCGUGGUCAAGGGCAAGAGUAUAGAGGAGCUGGAGAAGGAGAUGCUCAAUGGACAGAAGCUCCAGGGCCCACAGACCUCAGCGGAGGUGCACCGCAUCCUCAGCACCAAGGGGCUAGUGGACAAGUUCCCGCUGUUUACAGCCAUCUACCAGAUCUGCUACGAGGGCAAGCCUGUGAAAGAGUUCACCAAGUGCAUGCAGAGCCACCCCGAGCACAUGUGAGAAGACCUCGCGGCGCAGGAACCCAGCGUUCUCGCCCAGCCUGCACAGCGUCACACACAGCUCGCAACCGCACUUGCAUUGGCACGGACACACGCACGCAUUCACAAGUGCGUGUGUGCGCGCGUUCACAUGCGCGCGCAAAUUCUCGGGGCUGCUCACAAUGCUGUCUCAUGCCAGCAUGCCAAUCUGAGGAUGCAGUGGACAGUCCCACUUAUCAUCUCCCAAUGAACAUAAAGCAGAGGUCAAUCUCCACCACUGUCAAUUAAACACAAGCAGGCAACGAGACUUUUAACGGCUCAUUUCGUUGAUUGGAUUGGCAUGAAUAGAUGUGUACAGUGAAUACACAGCAGAGCAAUCGCAUUUCAACAUGCCACUUUUAAUUGCGUACUAAACAAGACAGAACCUUUGCGGAAAAUAAUUUGGUGCCAAUUUCAUGAAUGGCAUUUUACAACAUCCUGAUGCAUCACAAUUAGUUCAGGUGUAGCAUUUAUACAUGCACAGUAGUGUGGAUGCCCAGUGCCGACAUUUAAAAGUAAUGUAAUUGGACAUGUAAGCAGACAUCUGUGAAUGAAAUUCACAGCCCUUGGAUGUGAAUUUUCCUUGGAUAAUGCAUUUUGGUCAGGCUUUGUAAACAGUAUCGUUUGAAACACAAACUAACCAUCAGCAUGAAAGUGACGUUUAAGCCAGUUAAGGAAUUAAUUUCCAACGUUUCUCCAGUUUUUGUCUUGUUAAAUUAUGUAUAUACAUUCAUGUGUAGGGUGGCUUUCUAAAAAAAUGAUAUGUGCACCAAGUGUUAGGACUGAAACACUGUCAGAGAGCUGUAUCCAGGUGGUGUUUUGCCAACGUUAACAUUAACAAAUUUGCUGCUAAAUAUAAUUACAGUCAGAGGGCAUGGCUACAUUUAAAGGAGGCCUGCACACCAUCAGGCUGCCAGGGUCGUCUCUGCCCUCGCAAAUAUGGAACGUACCACUGAAGGUGCAUUGAAUAUAAAAUGCCAUACAGAACUAUUUAAAUAACAAGUGACCUCUGGCACACUCUGCCAAGAGGUUUAUUGCAAAUAAGAUUCAAAGGUUCUACUCAGAUUGUGUCGGGCAAAUCUGACCCCCACGUCGCAUUACAAUGUUGCCACUAACAGACAACCGCAGCUGCCUGUCGUUAUUAUGCAAAUUACUGUGUGCAAAAGCGAAAUUCUUUGUGCCCGACAGCCGAAUGCUUGAACUGUGAUUCGGAGGUUUGAUCGUAGCAAGAGUCGUAACGUGACUUGUGCUCGCUUCUUCCCUCGCUGGCACACCAUGCAGUGCGGGGGAGGGGGAAGGUCUUGGCCAGUGGCCAGGUUAUGGUCCUCCCACUCAGCCGUUGGGCCAUGUAGGGCUAUGGGGAUGAGCUCCUGCCCAGAGCUGUUCUGUACUUCGGAAAAAUCCAAAUGUCAACUCGAAGGCUCUCCCCCUGGUCUGGCUUUGGUGCUACAGUUGAAUGGCAGCGAUUUUCGUUGGGCACAGUGACUGACGGGGAGGGAAUUUCAAACCGCAGUUUUUUCCACAUGUUUUGAGAAGUGAAAAUGCCAUGUAAAAGUUUGAAUGCUACAAUGUUAAUGCGCAUUAAGGGCAUAUACAAUAUACAUGCGUGCAUUUUCCUAUACACAAAACAUUUCGGCAGAACCAUGGUGACAAUGGUUUAUAAUUUUAUCACUCUGGCCUAAGCUGACCGCUGUCCUGAAAAGUUUAACUUUCCACGUGGAGUGCCAGCCCGUGUUGAUGGACAGUGGACCUUUUCACGCGGGUGCGGAAGCGUGGACAGGCGAGUUGAGAUGAAGAAGACGCAAGCUCUGGAGAAUUGCGAUUUUUGUGCCAAGCGGCUGCAUGCUGCAGGGAAGGUGCUGAUGGUCUGCAUGACCACCGACCAGUCUUUAUUUGCUUAAACACGCACAACUCUUAAUGUAGGGUAUUGAAAAAUAAGAUAAUUUAAAAGUUGGCGCAAAUGCCCGAGUUGCUCAAUGUGGGCAUUCGGGUUAAUGGAGUGGGCCUCCCUUAUUUAAAUUUCACAAAAUGCUGAUGCAAUUUAGUGUUUGGGUCAUCGUGUAAACAGUUGAUUUGAAAUUAUUUUCUGUUUGCCUUGCCUCAAGUUGUGCAAUGCUGAUUAAAGCCUAUUUUAAACGA